CAACGGUUUCACAGGCUGUGUAUUUGUGUUUGGAUCCAACUGCUUUCAUUGCUUUUUGGCAAGUUUCCCUAGGGCGCUCGCGUUACGUAAAAUAACAACCGCACGGCGUGCAACACAUACAGGAUAAAAAUAGAUUUCCACAAUCUCUGUGCUUUGAAGAUAUCUCGGGCGUGUUGAUGGACUGGCUGCAGCUGGAUGCAUUCUUUCGGGAAUUUAGUGUUGUGAAGUGAUCUAAAUAACUAAGUGAAAUGGCUCACCAAGUCGAGCCAAUGGAUAUAGACAAUAUAGGCGACUUUGACAACAAAGAGAAUACUUUUCAACAUACCAAUGUAUUACCAAGAACCCCAUGUACGGAGAAAGGCUAUGAGGAGCUGGAUGUGUCGGAACUCAACAUGAAACUGAGGUACUCUAUCACCCCGGCCUCUUCCCCAAUGUCCAAGAGCUAUACUGCACACUGCCUUGAGAAUAGAAAUUCUGAAUUUUCUGAUAACAAUACAAGUUCAAUUGAAAAUGCCAACUUGACCCGAUCAUUCAAUUCAAUGUUAACUAAAAAUGAUAACAUAUCUAAAUCUUCAAAGCUCCAACCUCUACAGUUACAUACAGCUGAUUCAUCCUUGGAUAAUAAUAGAAAUUUGUCUGUGUUAAGGCCACUGGACACUACUAUCACAGAGGAUGGCAAUAACAUUACAGUUACCAUUACGGAUGUCCAAGAAAUAGAUGAAAACUUAUCUUUACCAAGCACUUCAUCUUCGGCUUUACACACACCAGAAGCAACAACACCGACUAAAGAAAUUCCUAAGAAUGAUGGAGGCUCACCUAUUAUGAGAGGACUUAAAAGUGUUUUAAAUAUGUUUCGGGCUUCACAGAGCCCUAUUCCAGCUGAGGAAACACAGGAUAGCAUUGUUAAACAUGACAUCAGCCCUGUUGAUGUCACCUUAGAAUCUAUACCGUCAGAUUUACCUCAAGUGGCAGUAGCAUCUACACCAAUUUCUGCAAGAAAUAAAAGAGAGUCAUCAACGAAAAGAGGAAGCCCCCUGAAAGAUAGCAUUGUCUUUAAUGAAGACCUGGAAAAAGAGUUGCUAUGGAAAGAUGAAACGACAAUAUUGUUCAGUGAAGAGAAGAUUCCUAUACACAAAUUAUUCUUCCAACAGUCAAACAAUAUACCAUCACAAACAAAAGGCAAAGCUGAGACAGCUAUUGCAGAAAAUAGUUUAAAUGAUACUGUGGAGUUUAUGGAUGUGUCUUACAACAAUUCUGUGAUUGAAAACAAAACUAUUACAGAGUUGAACGACCCUCUAGCAGUUGCUGAAUCAGAUGGUGAAUUUGUUGAUUGUGAAACAACUUUUACACAACACUCUGAUGAUGAACAUUUUACCCAACCUAAUAAUGAUAAAUCAGCUAUGAUUAAAACUGAUGUUUCUAGACAAAGUCAAACCCACGACACUACUACAGAAUUACAAAAAACAACAAAUGAAGAUUGUAAUAAAAAUUCUUUGGAUACAACCAUUUCUAAGGAAACACCUGCGGAAUCUACCCAAGACUUUAUAAAGAUGUUAGAACAAAGUAGACAAGAAGAUAAUAAUGUUAAUGCAGAUCCAAUGUCUUUAUCAUUUAUGCAUGGUAUCAGACAAAAACCUGAAGCUACAGUAGGUGAAGAAACUCUAGAAGUUACCAUUCCCAUAAAAACUGAGGAAAAUAAGGUAUCUCCAUCUUUAAUGAAUUCUAUUCAGGAUAUCAAACAAGAAGGCACAAAUGAAAUUUCACAAAUUAUGGAUACAACUGUUACAACUGAUCAUGCUGACAAAUCUGUAUUAUCAUCAACUGGUACCCAGAGUGUUGAAAGAACCCUACAUGUAGAAAAUAAGAAGCACCAAGAUGAAAUUGUAAGUACUGAAUUAAUAAAUAAGCCUAUGUCAGUAUCUUGUUUUAUAAUGAAUAGAACUCAGAAUAUUGCAAAUUUUGCUUCUGAUGAUGUAAAUGAAUCUUCAAAUCAUAAUAUUGAGACAACAAAUGUAUAUGAACAAAUAGAUACCACUGUAACAUUAAAGUCUGAAGAUAAUCUCUUAAAUGUAACUACUUCAGUCUUAUCAAAUGACACCCAAGUAUCACCAUCUACAUUUAUAAUAAACACCACUCAGCAAGGUGAACAGUUUCCCAUUGACAAAAAUACUACUGUGACUCUAGACUCGGACGAAACAUCUGUACCAUCUACAUUUUCUAAAGAUAUAACUCUAGAUAUUGUAUCCCAUAAUAUGCAGACAUCUUUGAAUGCUGCUAUACCACUUAAUACUGAAAAUAAACCCGUAUCAUCAAUUUUAAUUGAUAAUGUUAGUCAAGAUGUAGAAAAAGAAUCUUUAGAUAUAAAUACAAAUAAAUCAAUAGCAGCCAGAACUGAAGAAAUUUCACAACAAGUUAACGACAAUCUUUCAAAUUUAACAUCUUUAAAAGUUGAAGAAGUUGUUACUUCUUGUGUAAAGGAAAGUAUGUUGCCAAAAAACUCUGAACAAACUAUAAAAUCUGGAUCACUAUCAGAAUACAAUGACUCAAAAACCAACUACACCUUGGUAACUGAAACUCCCUCAUCUAGUGAUAAAUUAAAACCCUCAGAUGUUGUAUUGGUAGAUAAAACACAUGUAGCAGAAAUAUCAGCUAUGUCAAUUCGAGAUGAUUUGCAAGAAAAUAUGAACAUUCAAUCUGAAUCCGACACUGUAGAUUUUGGUAUAUCAAAAGAGGAAUGUAACGCGAAUUUGUCCUUAGCUGAUAGUGCAUUAAAAGAAUUAGCUAACAAUGAAGAGGAACAAAUAGUGAAUCAUCAAGUGAAAUCCGUACACACUAGCUCUGAAUAUAAAGGCAUUGAAAUACAGUCUAUAAAUUUGGAUUUACUUGAACAUUCAGGUGACGACUCCAGUCUUUUAAGAAGUAAAUCUCAAGGAAAUGUUACAAAUGAAUCGGAACCAACUAAUUAUAUAGGAUGUGGAGAAAGUUUACCUUCUGAUAUUCCAUUACCUGAUGAAGAUGACAUAGGCCUUGAAAUUAUGCCAAUUGAUAAAAUUGACCAGAUUGAAAACAAUGCAAUUAAUCCAAGCACCCUCCAUAAUGUUAUUAACGAUUUAGAUAGUAUGAACGAUCAAGACGUAGAACAAAUUGAUCAAGUGCCAAUAAAUACAACUGAUCACAUUGGCGCGUCAACUGAUAAUAUUAAUGAUACUUUAAAUAUAAAAGUUGGAGACCAAGAUAAUAGAACUAUUGAGAAAGAUUAUCAUAAAAAUUGUACGCAAACAGAUAAGAAUAAUCUAAUAGAUUCACAUACAUGUGUUUAUAAGAAUGAUGAUAAUAAAAGUGAAGGUAAUACUAAAUCAUCAUCAUUAGUAUUAGAUCAGCCGGAAGCAAUGGAUAUAAGCUUCAAUACUCAGGAUAUUUUUGAACACAAAGACAAUGUACCUGUAGCUAGUGCCACAAGUCAGAUAAAAGAUUCAGAUUCUAACAUGGGAACAUCUACGGAUAUUGAUGAGGUGAACAAGGCAAUACUGCAACCGACUUCAGUUGACAUGUGUGUACAAAAUCAUAAAAUCUCUAAAAGUAACAUGGAAAUUGACGUUCCGCUAGAAACUGUGGAUGCAAAAAAUAUUACUGAGACUGUUCCUAAAUAUGAAAAUGAUAACUUGAAUGGUACUGAUGAAAAGAAAAAAGAAAUAAUAUGUGAAGAAGAAAUAGUUUCUGAAAAUAAUAGCCCCUAUGUAUUGGUGUCUGUUGAUAAUGAUGCCGAUAACAAAAAUGACAGUACGUUUGAGGAAGACUUUGAAAAAAUUGAAAUACCCUUUUCGUCUAAAUCAAAAAUUUCUUCUUCACCACCGAUUUCUCCUCCGAUUGCAUCGAAAGGGUACAACUUUAAUUUUGAUGAAAUAGAUGAUCCAUUUGCAACAAAGACUAAAAUCAGAUUGUCGCCACCUUCUGAUUCUCCAAAGCAAAUAAACAAAGAAGAAUUACCAAAGAAGGAAAUAGUAAAUAAAAAUAAACGAAAAUCGUAUCCAGUAAGGCCGAAAUCCGCAAUAACAAAAAAGAACUUUAAUAAUACUUUUGAUGGUUCUGUAUCUACAGAAAAUUCAACAAUAAAGGAUAAAUCCGACUUAGCUCAUAGAGAUCAAUACUCGGAUGGUAAACUAAACACUUCUCAAAAUUGGGAAGAAAAAUCUAAAAUUACUUCUAUAAAUACUGACAUUAAUGUUAUUGAAAAGUCUGAAUCUGAAAAUAACGUAGAUAAUACAUUAAAAGUUAAUGUAUGUGUAGAAACUCAAAUUGAAGAAAGAAAUGUUGAAAACAAAUCGCCAAUUGCAUCAACAACUCCUUCGUCUUCUGACCAAUCGGUUUAUUUAUCGGCAGCAACAUCGUCAGGUGAUAGCACUUCAGCCAGAAAUGUGUUCAAUCUGCCAGAAAUCGAUGACAUGAACUUGAAUCCUUUUGUGACUAAAUCGAAAAUAAGUUUAUCACCUCCACCUACCUCAGAAAGUGGUGAUGCUCCUAUAAUCCCGUCUGAAAUAGAUUCUCAAAAUGAACCUGAGAAAACAAAUACAAGUGAGGUUGUAGACACAGCAAAUAAUUUUUCAAUCCAGGGCAAAAUAGGUUAUGAUGAAAAAGAUUCUUUCAAUACUAGUAAUACAUCUUGCUCUUCUAAAGACGAUAAAAACUCAACAGUUCGAGAAGUCAACACAGAUAAUGAAGAUACUAUAGAAGGUCCAUUCUUAGAAGUUGAAGACAAUGAAAUGACAGGAUUGGAUAUUCAAACUGUUCUUAAAAAUAAUGAACUGGCACGAUUUAAUCUUCAGAACGAUAUGAUGGAAUUUCCAGAUGUGCCACAUCAAGAUAAUGAAGACAAUGAGUUAUUUAUAGAUGCAGCAACAUAUGAAUUUCUGCUCAAUCAGAACAAGAGUAAUGUCGUAGUUGACAGUGGCAAAGAAAGUUUGUUUUUGAAGUUUGAUCCCUUAUUUGCUAAGAGGUUGUCUUCAGAGGGAAUCGCUGCUGCGUUAAGCAAGAUACACAAAAGGCAGAGUACGCCUAAGAGAAUGUCAAAGCCGCCACAAUUAGCCAAUACAGAACGAGCUAUUAAUGUUGGUCCCUCUACAUCCAAUAUUUCUCCACACGAAACAACAGAAGACAUUGCUGAAGAGUUAAACGUCACCACAUCUAAACCAAUGAUGGUGGUCACGCCCGCCGUGAACCCGAUUGUCAAAACCCGAAAAUCAACGACUCCUGUAAGCUCUAACCGUCGUUCGAUCACAUUCACAUCUCCUGCCAUUGCUGUUAUUGAUAGACUGCUUUCUUUAAGUGCCAACAAUUCUUUAGUUGAUCAAAAUACGACAAUAACACAUGUGAGUACUGAACAAGAAGAAGCGCAAUCGGCUUUAAGUCAGUUAAGAGAGCUAUUGGCUGAAAAAGAAAUUAAUGUGUACAGUUUAAGAUCUGAGAGUAAAGAGUUAAAAGAUAGACUUAUGACACUUGAAUCACAAAUGAAAGUUUUGGAAAAAGAGAGUGAGGAGAGACUCAAAAGAGUAAUUGAUCUUAAUGAGAAGUUGGCUGAAAAAACACAAAUCAAUAAGAGCAUGGCGGCUGUAGUUGAGGAAUAUGAGAGAACGAUUGCGAGCCUUAUAACUGAAACGGAGCAAGACAGAAAGCGUCAUAGUGAGGAGCGCGAGAGGCUGAUAAAAGAGAGAGAUGAACAGACGGCUCAUCUAGCAAGCAUGGAGGUAUCAUUCAGCGACCUGCACAGUAAAUACGAGAAGAGUAAACAAAUCAUUUUGAGUUGCAAAGCCAAUGAGGAUACAUACAAAAAAUCUAUUAAAGAUUUUGAAGAGAAUUUAACAAAAAUGCAAAAUAACUACGAGUUGUUGAAACAACACGCGACCUCCAAGCUCAAUCAUGCAAACCAAGAGUUGGAAAAGAUGAACAAAGCCCACGAGUCAGAGGUACUGAAACUUCAUGCCAUGCUGAAAAGAAAAGAGUUGCAUAUUACGUCGUUAGAGGAGACCUUAGCCCAAAAAACGAAAGCCAACGAGGAACUCACCGCGAUAUGCGAUGAACUCAUCAACAAAGUCGGUUGAUCUAAUUUUAAGAUUAUCUAAACACCUUUGUUUUAUAGUCACUGUGAUCUUCACGGGAUCGAUAAUCUCGUAAAAUAUAGCGACGAUUGUUUAAGAAAACUACGGCUCAUUUCUAAAUCUCAUGGCAUGUUUGAGUGUGUCAACCAUUUCUUUAAUAUUUCGCUUAUGCUUAUGCACACUUAUCUAGCGAUAAGUUGCAUUGAAGCGACUAGUCUCCGUAAGCGUGCCAAACCACUAGUGCCUAAAAAAGGUGAUUCCUGCCUCACUUCAAGACUGCUAUUUGUGAUAUGAAAUCCGAAUUUUAGUAGUCAUGUAUUUACUUACUAAAGAUGCCAUCAAAUAUUUUUUUUUUUUGGAAAUCCUUAUUUUCACAUUAGUAAUUAUGCUGGCCAUAAUCUCAAUGUGUUUUUAAACUAUAAAUAAAAGUAACUUUUUUAUCAAUAUUUCUCAACGAUGUAACUGUGACUAAAAGUAAUUGAGAUAUUUAUUUUGUAGGGCACAUUUGAGUUUUAAAUAUUUUUUGGAUCAUGUUAUAUUGUUAAGUGAAAUAUUUUUGUAGAUAUGUUCAAUGAUGAUGAUUUCCUGUGCAUGUUGAUUAGAAAUUAGUCAUAUAUAACACAAAUGUUUAUAUUUCAAAAGUUUGACAAGUGUAGUACACAUAUACCUGUUUAUGCUUAUCUACUAAUUCAGCCAUAUGCAUUCAAUACGCCUUUUAAAUUAUUCUAACACAUUAUACUACCUAAAAUAGGUGUUGAUUACAUGAAACUAUAUUAGAUGGUAAGUUUGACAUUGUAAAUUUCAAUAGAUCUCCUGAGCAGAUAUCUUUUGUUAGGAGGUAAAUUAAUCUGCCAACAAAUUCUACAUAAAUAUAGUGAGAAGCUCGACCUUUUUAUGUUAAUUACAUACAACUUAGAAUGAAGUAAAUAUUAAGCUACUAAAUUGAAUAGAACGAAAAAUAUGACGGAUUUUUACUGUAGAAAAUAAUUGCAUGUGGAAUACUUAAUGUGUAGUUUUGGAAUAUCAUUAGGUUAUCUUUAAGUUGAUGUGUUAAAUUAUACCUAGGCUGAUUUUUCAAACGUUAUAUUAAUGUGCGGUUCGACGCCAAACGUAACAGUUAUCAAGUAAAUUAAUACGUCAAAAAAUAUUGAAUUGAAAUUUGUAUGUAAAGUUAUUACUGGAAAAAGUAACUUUGAAAUGUAACCUUUUUAGAAACGAAAAUGAGGAUCUUUUUUAACAUUCAUUUUUAUAACCAGGAAAAGAUUUUAUAAUAUUAGCUGGCGAUCUAAAAAUCACUUUUAAGUUUCGCAAGUGAAAUUUUAUUGUAACAUUAUCCCACGUUAUCGCCACCUGUCUGUGAAGACGAUGAGGUAAUAAGGAGGUAAUGAGAUCUCCAUAGAAUGGGUUAUUAAGAUUUGGAGAUAAACUUUCACGUUGUCAAAAAUGUAACGCGGUAGAUAAGAAUAAAGAUUUAUAACAAUUGUUAGCAGUUGCAUCACGAUUGUACACAAAUUUAGUUAAUAAA
Amyelois transitella is the source of this 7617-nucleotide messenger RNA. RefSeq lists its product as uncharacterized. Gene Ontology annotation, biological process: mitotic spindle organization; cell population proliferation. Gene Ontology annotation, cellular component: cytoplasm. The record is from RefSeq and is a predicted model, not a curated record. The coding region runs from base 249 to 6095 and encodes 1948 amino acids. Lineage: Eukaryota; Metazoa; Arthropoda; Insecta; Lepidoptera; Pyralidae. The transcript is spliced from 2 exons.